Molecule: messenger RNA, 3755 nt
Organism: Lynx canadensis (Canada lynx)
Lineage: Eukaryota; Metazoa; Chordata; Mammalia; Carnivora; Felidae
Gene: F11
Product: coagulation factor XI
Exons: 15
Coding region: 1083-3020 (645 amino acids)
Biological process (GO): proteolysis
Cellular component (GO): extracellular region
Molecular function (GO): serine-type endopeptidase activity; protein binding
Source: RefSeq, a predicted model, not a curated record
GUGGUUACCAGGCAUCCCAGUGUGAGGGGCCAGUUGCUAAGCCACACAAAUUCAAGUUCUCUCUCAGUCUCUCUGGGGGGAAGUUUUGAAAAAUACACGGUGAAAUAAGACAAACAGAUGUAUUGUCUUGAAAGAGCGAGCAACUGGACCACUUUUGAUACGCCGAGAUUUUGAGAGCUCUCGCAGACACUGCUGUAGGAAAAGACACCGUUACACAACAUCGGGAAUCGGGAAAAGUAAAUAUUAAAGUUGAGUGAACGUGUCCUGCCCAAGCUCAUUUAGAGGAGGAUGAAGACCAUUUUGGAAGAAGAGAAACCCUCUUGUUGAGAAGGUGGCAAACAGGCCAACAAAAUAUUUUCAGGUACGAUUUCAAAAAUUCUUUGGUUUCUCUCCAGCAAAUUUUCCUUGAAGUGCCUUUUCCUACCAUGGGGGUUGGGGGUGGGGGUCUUACAAAUCUUUUACAAUAGAGAAUUUUACAAAUUAGAAAGAUUUUCAAGAUCGAGGUUAAAACAGUAGCAAGUCUUGAUGCGUCUCACUGAUAGUGAGUUUUUCACAGAGCAGUUAGUUCAGUGCUUUGUGAGCAUAAGUACGUUUAUAGGUAAUAAAGACGGUCUAUGAAUAUACUUGCAGCAGACUUUGCUAAAUGGUAACGUCAUAAGUAGAAAGUCAUUUAGAGCUUCCAAGAGGUACAGAGAGAGACUUCAAAGAUGGACAGAAAGGAAACAAAUUGGAAAAGAACACAAAAAUGGAAACACUGGAGUUGGGGAGGGCUCGGAUGACAGCAAUGAAAAAUAUCUGGUUAACGGUGAGCUGGUGGCACGGGGGAAGCAGAGAUGGGGGGACCCCCCCGUCCGCUCUGGGUUCUUCAGAACUAGGAAAGUCUUGAACUCUACGUGCUAUCAUCCUGGGGAGUGUCCUAGGAUUUGGGGAAGGUAAAAUUCAGCAUUAACGUAACAACCUGCAAAUACCGUAGAAUUCACCACUCCUCUCCCUCCCUGUUUCUUGUGAACCCUGAUGUCAGCGAACUACUUAUAAAUUCACUUUGCAUGCUCUAAAUACAUACACAUUUUUCUUUUUGUAGGAUGAUUUUAUUAUAUCGAGUGGUACAUUUCAUUUUAUUUGCCUCAGUUUCCAGUGAAUGUGUGACUAAGCUGUUCACAGAUACCGGCUUUCAAGGAGGAGACGUGACUACCAUUUUCACGCCAAGCGCCAAGCACUGUCAGCUUAUCUGCACCCACCAUCCGAGAUGUCUGCUUUUCACCUUCAUGGCUGAAUCGUCGUCGGAAGAUCCUACCAGAUGGUUUACUUGUAUCCUGAAAGACAGUGUAACAGAAACACUGCCAAGGGUGAAUAUGACAGGAGCAAUUUCUGGAUAUUCUUUCAAGCAAUGCCCACAUCAAAUAAGUGCUUGCCACAGGAAUUUGUACGUGGACCUGGACAUGAAGGGCAUGAACUAUAAUAGCUUGGUGACCAGGGAUGCCCAGGAAUGCCAAGAGAGAUGCACAAAUGAUGUGCACUGUCACUUUUUCACAUACGCAACGAAGCAGUUUCCAAGCACGGAGCAUCGAAACAUUUGUCUGCUGAAGUACACCCACAUGGGGACACCAACCAGAAUAAUGAAGCUCACUAAAGUGGUGUCUGGAUUUUCACUAAAAUCCUGUGCGCUUUCUAAGCUGGCUUGUAUCAGGGACAUUUUCCCUAGUACGGCAUUUGCAGACAGUAACAUCGACAGUGUCAUGGCUCCGGAUGUCUUUGUCUGUCGCCGCAUUUGUACUCACCACCCCAGUUGUUUGUUUUUUACCUUCCUUUCUCAAGAAUGGCCAAAAGAAUCUGAAAGAAAUCUUUGUCUCCUGAAAACAUCUGAAAGUGGAUUACCAAGUACACGCAUUAAGAAGGACAAAGCUCUUUCUGGUUUCAGUCUGCAAACCUGCAGGCACAGUGUCCCAGUGUUCUGUCAUUCCUCAUUUUACCACGACACUGAUUUCUUGGGAGAAGAACUGGACAUUGUUGACGUGAAAGGGCACGAAGCCUGCCAGAAAAUGUGUACCGACUCCAUCCGCUGCCAGUUUUUUACCUAUUCGCCAUCUCCAGAAUCUUGCAACGGAGGGAAGGGUAAAUGUUACUUAAAACUCUCUUCAAAUGGAUCUCCAACGAAAAUACUUCAUGGGAGAGGAGGCAUCUCUGGAUAUACAUUAAGGUUAUGUAAAAUGGAUAAUGAAUCUAGUCAAAAUCUUCAAAACGUUGCUCUGAAACGAAUCUCACCCCAUCCACCCUCAGUGUGUACGACCAAAAUCAAGCCCAGAAUUGUUGGAGGAGAGGCAUCUGUUCAUGGUGAGUGGCCAUGGCAGAUAACUCUGCACAUCACAUCACCUGCCCAGAGACACCUGUGUGGAGGCUCCAUCAUUGGAAACCAGUGGAUACUAACAGCUGCUCACUGUUUGAUUGGGUUAGAGUCACCUAAAAUCUUGCGUGUCUAUAGUGGCAUUUUAAAUCAAUCAGAAGUUAAAAAGGACACAGCUUUCUUUGGGGUUCAAGAAAUAAUAAUUCAUGAUCAAUAUGAAAUGGCAGAAAGUGGGUAUGAUAUUGCCUUGUUGAAACUGGAAACGGCAAUGAAUUACACAGAUGCUCAGAGACCCAUAUGUCUACCUUCCAAAGGAGAUCGAAGCAUAAUAUACGCUGAGUGCUGGGUGACUGGAUGGGGGUACAGAAAAUUAGGAGACAAAAUACAAAAUACUCUCCAGAAAGCUAACGUGCCCUUGGUGACAACUGAAGAGUGCCAGACAAGAUACAGAGGGCACAAAAUAACCAAUAAGAUGCUCUGUGCAGGCUACCGAGAAGGAGGGAAGGAUGCUUGUAAGGGAGACUCGGGGGGCCCCCUGUCCUGUAAACACAACGACGUCUGGCACUUGGUGGGCAUCACCAGCUGGGGAGAAGGCUGCGGUCAGAGGGAACGGCCCGGGGUUUACACCAAUGUGGUUGAGUACGUGGACUGGAUUUUGGAGAAAACUCAAGCGGUGUGAAAGAGUCCCCAGAUGUCAUGUGACCCCUGAAAGGCAAACCAGAGGCUUCCCGGGAGGAGGGUUUUGAUUUGACUGAAGAAGACAGACACCGAGCCGCCAUGUUCCUCCGUGGGAUCCAGGGUCAAGACAGUAAGGCGUUGAGGGGCCUUGGUAUUUGUGAGCCACACGUCAAAAGACACAAGCUGUCAUUUCCACAAUUCCCAUUGUAUGAUAAUCAUAGUUUGUUUUCAGCAUCCAGUCUCUUGCCUUUUGAUCACACCUCACUGAGCCAAAGAAAUCCGAGACGGUGGUAUUUUUUAAGAUUAAAGGAUUGCCAGAUAUACCAGGAAAGAAGCGAGUUUUGUCACCGGAGGCUCGGGUAGAACGGCCAAAGCAACCACCAUAAAGAAACUUGUUAGGUGAGAAAUGGGGGCUGGAGAAAAUGGGGACAAGGACCGUCACCGUCAACUUGCAAGAAUCCGUACUCUGCCUACGUGAGUAUCCUCCUUCUGUAAAGGAGGAACUUGAUGAGAUUCAAUGGCAUGUUUUCAGAAUGAUCAGGAAUCUUUGUCAUUUCAACUUUUAAUAUGUUUCUGAAUUAGUUUGGGUAGACAUAAGCCAUCAGCGAGCAUGAAUGUGGACUCCAGAAUUUCUAUAUGGGAAAGGAUUAAAGGUAUUAGUUUACCUGGAAGUGGUAGCUUAGGGGAAGGAUCUUUUUUUUUUAAUUUUUUUAAACAUUUAUUCAUUUUCGAGAGA